AUGGCUGCCCCCUCGUUUGUGCCGCUCACCGAGCGCCCCCUCAAGAACACCAUCUGCCUGUUUGACGUGGACGGCACGCUGACGCCAGCUCGUCUGCACGUCGCCCCAGAGACGCUCGAUGUGCUGCACCGCCUGCGCCAGCGCUGCGCCAUCGGCUUCGUCGGCGGCUCCGACCUGUCCAAGCAGGAGGAGCAGCUUGGCGGCGCGGACGUCUCGGUCAAGCAGCUGUUUGACUUUUGCUUCUCCGAGAACGGCCUGACGGCCUUUAAGCUGGGCGAGCAGCUGCCGAGCAACUCGUUCAUCCAGUACAUUGGCGAGGACAACUACAAGGACUUUGUCCGCUUCGUCCUGCACUACAUUGCCGACAUCGACAUCCCCGUCAAGCGCGGCACCUUUAUCGAGUUCCGCAAUGGCAUGAUCAACGUCUCGCCCAUCGGUCGCAACGCCUCCACCGCUGAGCGCCUCGCCUUUGAGGCCUACGACAAGGUCCACGGCAUCCGCAAGGCCCUGGUCGAGCAGCUGCGCGAGAAGUUUGGCCACCACGGGUUGACAUUCUCCAUUGGCGGUCAGAUCUCCUUUGACGUCUUCCCCACCGGCUGGGACAAGACCUACUGCUUGCGUCACCUCGAGGCCGAGGCCAAGAAGCCCGACGGCGUCGAGUACACCACCAUCCACUUCUUCGGCGACAAGACCUUUGAGGGCGGCAACGACUACGAGAUUUUCUCCGACCCUCGCACCAUCGGGCACUCCGUCACCUGCCCCGAGGACACCGUUGCCGAAAUCAAAAAGCUGUUCGACCUGUAG
Molecule: messenger RNA, 804 nt
Organism: Grosmannia clavigera kw1407
Lineage: Eukaryota; Fungi; Ascomycota; Sordariomycetes; Ophiostomatales; Ophiostomataceae
Product: phosphomannomutase
Exons: 3
Coding region: 1-804 (267 amino acids)
Biological process (GO): mannose metabolic process; protein N-linked glycosylation; GDP-mannose biosynthetic process
Cellular component (GO): cytosol
Molecular function (GO): phosphomannomutase activity
Source: RefSeq, a predicted model, not a curated record